UCUAGUCAGUCAGUCAAGUACACAUUACAAAAAUACAAGUACAAGUACAUACAAAGCAAGGAAAGGAAGGGGUAACUGUAAAGUAGAUUUUUUAGAGAACAUUUAUUUAAUGGCCAUUGAGCAAUAUCUGUGUAAUGUGUGUAUGGCUUUGUAAUAUUGCCUAAGUUAAUCAGUCGAGGCUAGGCCUAAAUUGCAACUGUGAAAUUCUGUGAUUAAAAGUUUCUGGUGACGUGGAUACACUAUCUUGGUUUGCGUGUUUCUUUUCUUCUCUCAAAAAUGCCCAACAAAAAUAGAAUGAAAAAGACAUCAUAUUAUGGUCAUGAACAUGAUGAUAGAGUGCCCCAUCCUUCUGAGAUUACAAGAAGAGUAUCUUUCAAGAACUAUGGACCUAACAAAGGACCAAACAGUAACAAGCAUCGCUCUCAUCGGCAGAGGAAUAAGUUUGAGAAGAUGCAAGAAGCUUUGGCUAUUGGCGAUGAAGAUGUUGACAUGAUGAUCAGUUCCUCUUUUCAAAACAGAGGCCAGAAUAGAUACAAUGGAAGCCACCAGAUUAGAGGGCUGAGGUGGAGAGGAAGAGUAAAUAUGAGGAGAGAGCCAAACCAAUUAAGAAAACUUGGGGAAAGUCCAUACCACUUUUACAGAAUAACUGUUCCAGAAGGCCACAAAUAUGAGAAAGAAUACAUCUUGGCUCUCCUUCAGAGCUAUGUCAAACCGCUCACCUUCACUGCGCUUGGGUACAAGAAACAAAAUGACAGCAUCUGCUUCUUCAUUGACGAUCAUAAAGCGGCUGAACAGAUUAUGCAAGCUGACAAAAAAAUUACAACAUCAGAUGAUUGGAGGCUGGCGCUACUAGUGAGACCUGUAAUCCCCAGUAUAGAUGUUGAUAAUGGAAUGAAAGCUCUCAUGAAACUAGCCAUGUCCAACAGAUACAAUAUGACAACCAAAGCCUUGGACUUGUCUGGUUUCCACAAUGACCCAGUCAUAGUGAAGGAGAAUGCUUUCUGCCCCCUGAAUCGCACCAAUGUGAUGCAAGCUGCCAUUCAAAUCAUUGGAGAGAGUAUUCCUGAUCUGGUGGCUCUGAAAGUCUCAGACAACAAACUAGUGACUGUAGACGGACUCAAGAAGCUGAAAGACAGCACACCUAACCUCAAAGUUCUACAUAUAGGCAAUAACAAAAUCCGUUUUCUUAAUCAUUUUGACAUUAUGCAAGGAUUGCCAGUUGAAGAAAUUGAACUUGAUGGAAACCCACUUUGUGAUAAAUUCAAAGACAAAGACAAUUAUAUCAGGGAAGUGCAGAAGAGAUUUCCCAAAGUGAUAAAACUGGAUGGGGCUGAUGUACCAAAGGCAAUCACAUUCAAUGUGGAAGAGGAGAUCGCACUGCCCAAGUCCCAAGGCAGCUUCCUGUGCGCGCCUGCGGCUGCUGAUGUUAUCAAGCCAUUCCUGCAGCAGUACUACCAACUGUACGACAGUGAGACUCGCGCCCCUCUCAUGGACGCCUACCACGAGAACGCACAGUUCAGUUUGUCUUGCUCCGUCUUCAAUGGCCAGAACAGCAGCAUGGCGCCGUACGUAGAGGACAGCAGAAACUUGAUGGUUGUACAGAACAAUGAGAAACGCAAACGUUUGUUGAGGCGAGGCAAGGCCAACAUCAUAGCUUACCUGACAACUCUGCCUAGAACUGAACACGACCCCACGUCUUUGGUGGUUGACUGCUCCAUAUUUACUCCAACAAUCAUGAUGAUGUCUGUGAGUGGCGUGUUCAGAGAAGUGGAACAGAAGAAGCCACUGAGAUCGUUUCAGCGUUCCUUCGUCAUUGUUCCUGUUGGUGCAGGAUUCUGUAUCAUCAACGAGGUACUACACGUCAGUCCAGCCACUUCUGACCAAGUUAAGAUGGCAUUCAAGCCCCCACAGCCUGUGGUCCCCGCAGUGCCGGUAGCUGUGCCCCCCGUAGCAGUGGCGGGGCCCUCCACACCUGCAGUACUGGAUAUUGCUACUAAACAACAGAUGGUGUCCACCCUCGCCCUGCAGUCUGGAAUGAACCUUUCGUUUUCAGAAAAGUGCUUGAGUGAAAACAACUGGGACUUUGACCGAGCGGUUUUCAUCUUCAGCGAACUCCAAAAACAAGGAAAAAUCCCGCCCGAGGCGUUCAUCAAAUGAACUGCGAACUUACCACUGUAAUAUUGUGGAAAUGUUAGUAAAUUCAUUUGGGUACAGUCAGUGUAAAUGAUUAUUAUUUUAGCGUAACCUAGAGGUAGAAUCAGUUAGUUGUAAAUAUUGUAUAGCCUUAGCUUUGUAUACAAGUUCUAUUAUAAAGCUCUUACUGCCAUCCAAUAGUUUUUUAUUUGUCACUGUUUAGUUUGCCUCACUAAAAUUUUGAAGCUAAGGGCCUUUAUCUUGAAUAUUUUAUCAAAUAAAUAUUUUGUUGUAUUUGCACUGUUAAAAUCUUCAACAAACAUUCCCUGUUGGUACUAUGUUUUAUGUUUGAAAUUGUCAGAAUAUACAAACUCUAGUUUUUACCAGCAAGGGCUAAAUAAGUAGUCUUAGGUCUAAAUUUUAUCAUCAUCAACACCGACUUGUCGAAUAAUAGUUGACAACUAAUAUCAAUCACCUAGUUUUUACACCUCUAUGAUUUACAAUUUUAUAUUUGGUACCUACCUAAAUAUAAUUAAUUUAUACUCAUAUUUGUCUCAUUUUUCUUGAAGGGUUGCUGAUAUCUUUUGAAAAUUACACAUCUGUAAAAAGCUUAAGAAGUUUUAAGUGUUAAUAUUAAGAUUGCAGGAUGAUGAAAAAGAAUUGUUAAAGUUUCUAUUAAAGAAAGUCUUAAUUUAAAUAGUAUGUGAAAAGUCUGUGAAUGGUUCAAGCCUACAUCUAUAGUUAGUUAAGGAAAUGCAUUUAAAAAUUAACUAAAGUAUUUGAAUUAAGAUUUAAGUAACAUUGAGAAAACACAAUUUUAUGAAGCAACCUUUUGUCUGAAGAUAUUGUUUUAUCACCACAACCACACCAAACUCUCUAUACUUAAGGUAGGACCUGAUAUGAAUCUGAUUGAGAUGAUAAAACUGUCACCAAGAUUUGAACUAUUCAAUAAUCUUAUGUUAUGAAAGAUUAAAAAAAAAUUGUUUUUACACAAACAUGCUUUUCCAGCUUAGUGUAAUAGUGUACCCUUGGACCAUUUCAGACUUUUCAUUAUACUAAUUGUAUCUGUACUUUUAUAAGAUGUUUACAAAAUAAAAAAGUCAAUGCAUUUUUUCUAAACUCUUUGUUUCUUUUUGUAAAACAUUAUUGUAUUUUUUUAAUGUGAACCUUUAUUAUACAGUUGUAGAUUAUCUUAUUAUCUAUUAUCUUAGGUGUAUAUGUUUAGUAAUUAUUUUAGUUGCUAAGUAGAAGUUAAAAUAAAAUAACAAACAAAUAGUAAUAAUUUACAUGUUAAAUGUGAUACAGGGAUUUUUGCCCAAAAGUAAAGCAAGUUUCAUCAAUGUCUUGUUAAAAUCCGAAUUAAACUAUCCAAAAAGUCCAAAAAUCCAAAAAGUUUAGUUUGCAGGAAAUGAAAACAUUUUUAUGUUAUUUUUUCAUAUUUUAUUACUUCAUAUGGUUAUUUUAACAUAUUGUUGAUGAAGCUUUCUCAAUAGGUAUAAAAAUAUUUCAUGGCAAUAACAAUUUUGAAAAUAUUAUAUUGUUUUGCAAGUUUAACAGCACCUACCAAUUGUCGGAUUAUUAGAAUUAGGUUCUGGUUUUAUAUAUUUGUUACUUAUAGUUGUAAAAUCAAAUUAAUUUUUCCUACAGUCAGAUAAAGUAAAGUUGGCUUCAUUGCACAAAAUGUAGUACAGAAAGCUUUACUUUGGCGCAAACCAGUAUUCCAACCAAACAACACAAAACAGUGUGCUUUUAUUAUGCAUGUAAUCCAAGUACGCUUGAAAUAAGUUGGCAACACUUAAAGAUAUUACGACUCUGGUGCAGCGUUUCCCAUUUCGUUCAAUGUUUGGAUUUAUAGUAACUGUAGGAAAAAUAUAAUGUGUAACACGAGUGCAAAUUGCCUUUGCUACACUUGAGAAACGUUCCACACUCGCCUACGGUUCGUGCGUAAACAUUUCUCUCGUGUGCAGCAAAGUGCCACUUUGCCCACUAGUUACACAAAUAAAUAUAUCUUUUAACUCUUUUUGGAUUAAGUUCUUAAGCCAUCUUUGUCUUUCCAAAUCACAACUAAAUUAAAAAUUUCAGUGUGUUUCUAAUUAUAACUUGUUUCUACUAUCAGUGAGUUGUACUUGCAUUUAUUGGCUAUAUGGAAAAAGUAUUUUUCCACUGAGAGUUAAACAUCAUUGUGCUUUAUAGUCUGCUAGUUAGGAAUACUGUAAGCUAAACGCUAAUUAUUGAACUAUUUUAAAAAUUACAACUUUGAUGAUCAAUGCCAAAUUUGGAAUUAUAUUGAAGCAUGCUUCAUUGUUUACAUUGUGAAUUAAAUAAGUAUUGAUUCUUGUUAAUAACCAAAAGUUCUUUGUAUUUUUUAUCUAAUUUUCGUUAUUGUCAUUAUACUCCUAUUAAAAAAAUUAUAUUUCUAUUUAUUAAUCUUUUUUUUAUAUAUUUUGUAAUUCUUUGGUAGCUUAGCGUUCAAAAUGAUAAAGGUAAACAUUGCUUGGAUUUUGUAUAUUGGAUUAUUUUAGUCAGUUAAAUAUUUAAUUUGAACAUCUGAGGCAAUGUUCGAAGUACUGUACAUGCACAUAUCCAACAAGACUGUUUGGAGUUUAACUUGGGGUAUGUCAAAGAGUUAAACUCUCACAGAGUUUGAAAUACUUCUGAAGUGGAUAUCUGCGAAGAAACGAGACUUUUAACUCAUUGGCCUAGACAUUCCUGUAUAUACAUGGAAGAAUCACUUCUAUGAAAGAACAGGCUUAUGAUUACUGGAAGUUAGGAAGGAUAUGUGAACUUUCCAUGAGGGCAUUGAACUCAUGGAGAAUAUCUUCGAAGAACUUCUGAUGGAUUGACAGGGUUUGAAGAAAAGCGUCAGCUUUUCAAGGAACUUUGGAGGUUUUUGGGAACAUAUUUACUCAACUUUGAGAAAUAGGAUUUGAGGUUUUCUAUAGCUUCUAACUGAUUUUAAAAUAUACAAAACCCAGCAAUGUUUUUCUUUCGCUACCUAAAGUAGUGGAAUAUUAUUUGGUUAUUCUAUUACAUUUUGAACAUAUCAUGUUUCUGUAUUUUUUUACAUAUAGUUUAUUACAUUAUUUGUUUCCAUAUAAGAUUUAUAUUGCUCAUAAAUUCAUGUUUUCAAAUUCUCUGCACCUUAAAUUGUCACUUUUUCAUUUAAAGAAUUUAAAUUCAAACAUUUAUUAGAUAUCAUGUUUUUCUAUAUUCAUAUUUGAUAUGAAAAUCCAUUUUUUAUUGUUAAAUUAUUGAAAAUAGUUAAAAAAACAAAGAUUGUUAAACCUUUUUCACUCUUCUAAAAUAUGGCCAGGAAAUCAUAAUCUAUGUAAGGAUUAGGUCAUUGUAUGCUGCCCAGGUGAACCUAAAAUCAAUUAUGUCAAUUUUCUGACUAUGCGAAUGGAUAUAUAAACAUAGAAUCAGCAUGGACUAUUAUAAUUUUUAAAAUUUGGUUUAAUAUUACUAAUUUUGUUUCUCAAAGUCAAACUUUAAAAACUAAGGAAAUUGUUGAAAAGAUGACCUGGGCAACAUUCAACAUAUUUAAAUUCUGUGUGUGAUGUUUCUUAAAAGAUGUGAUUAAUAUCAAACUGUUAUAUGGUUGUCGUAACUUUCAUGCUUUAAAAAAAUUAAUCUAAAAAAGCUUUCAUCUGUAAUUUUGUUAUGAUUAACGAUUGUAUGUGACGAUCUAACAAUAAAAGUUAAAAGUACAUAGACAAGUUUAACUAUAAGUACUUGGUACAGUAAACCUUCAUUACGGUAUACCAGGUUUAUUUGGUAUGCAAGUGCUUUGGAUAUAUGAAAGCCAGGAUUAAAUUAAACAAACUUAACAUUAUGAAAUGCAACAACAUACCAGGAUUGUUUAUGAAUCCAUAUUGUAUAACUUAACACCUUUUCCAGGAAUUAAAACUUAAAUUAAGAUUUUGGUAAAAUUUUACAACAUUUUAAACUACUGAAGUACUCUUAACAAUGCACUAAAAAACUCCUUAGUUUUCAGUGGCACGUUACUAAAUUUUAUAAAACAAUGUCAAAUGGCUGUCCAGAUUAAGCAAAGUCCUGAUUAAUGAGGGUUUAUUGUAGUCUUAGUAGGUUCUCAUUAGGAUAAGCGAAUUACAGAUUUUGUGGAUGCUGUGUGUAUUUGUAUGACAUUAAAUAGAACAAGACCAGAGUUUAGGACUGUUUUCUUUCAAAAGACGUAAAAAAAAUGUCACAGGACCUGGUCGUUUGUUGAUUCAUAGCUUGUGAAAGUCAGCUACUUUGUUUAAAAAAUUCUUGAUCAUUGUGUUUAUUACCAAGUAAUUUGUAUUAUUAGUAAUUUGUGUUAAAAUAAAAACAGUUUUCAUAGUUUAGGUUAGUAAUAGUUACUAAAAUGCUUGAAAAAAUGCAUUGACUAUUUUUGUUUUGUUUACAAGAUUGUUGUAUUCAAUCUAUACCAUUUAUGUGUCAGUCAAGCACCCUUCAAAGAAUGAUUUGUCUUUUUUGUCCAUUGUAAGCAAACUAUUCGUUUUAGACUAUAGAGUCUAUUGACUAUUGAGUCUAGUGUUAUCAAAUUGUGGUUUAAGUUGAUUAAGUAGCAACACAUUUUGGAAAUAAAUUUAAGAUAUUUUCAUUUUA
Macrosteles quadrilineatus (aster leafhopper) is the source of this 6744-nucleotide messenger RNA. Its product is annotated as nuclear RNA export factor 1-like. Gene Ontology annotation, biological process: poly(A)+ mRNA export from nucleus. Lineage: Eukaryota; Metazoa; Arthropoda; Insecta; Hemiptera; Cicadellidae. The transcript is spliced from 14 exons. Gene Ontology annotation, cellular component: nucleus; cytoplasm. Gene Ontology annotation, molecular function: RNA binding; protein binding. The record is from RefSeq and is a predicted model, not a curated record. Bases 277 to 2157 code for a protein of 626 amino acids.